UGAUUUCGAAAAAUAAUGGGGGACGCAGAGGCGAUGCGACCACCCAUUAGUGGACCACGGCCACCAUUCCCCGGCGCCGGCAUGCCACCACGUCCGAUGGGCGCACCACCACGCGGUCCUAUGAAUAUGCCUGGAGCUCCGGGCGGACCUCCGCCAAGACCAAUGCCAGCACCGUUGCGUAAUACAGAUAGCAGAGGAAAUUUGCUGAUGGGUCCUGGACCCGGCGCACAACGGCCACCACCACCACCAUUACAAAAUAUACAAAUGCGGCCACCUAGCGGUAAUGGUGGGCCAAUGAGUCCACCGGGACAGGGACAACCACGACCGCCGGGCGCAUAUCCAUGGUCUGGUGGAGUACCAGGACAACAGAUGCCUGCCGGUCGUCCACCAAAUCCUUACCCUGGUAAUCUAAACACACGCCCGCCAUUUGCACGUCCGCCUGGCGCUCCACAAGUGGGCGCACAACAACCACCGCCACGUCCACCUUUCCACCCACAGCCGCCGCAGCAAUCGCAACAACAGCAACCACAUCAGCAGCAACAACCACAGCAAUCACCGAUACAACAGCAGCCACCACCACGUCCACCCUCAGCCGGUUCGAAUAACAAUGAAGAUGACGAUGAUGUGGUCAUGGGUCAGGCGAUAACACCACGUAAAACACCGAAUCUGCACGAAGAUCCAAUGGGUCCAGCGCUGUCGGAAGACCGAGUGGAUACGCUGAAAGACACCUUUGGCAUGGGCGAGACACUUGCACCCAUAGCCGAGGUGAAUGCGAACGGUGUGAAAACCUUGUCGAGCAUACACGAAAUGCUCAGCAGCGGCGCGGAGAAUGAGAAACAACAGAGGGAGAGUGUACACAAGGGCGACAAUGACAGCGGUGUUGAUGAGUCAACUCAAGAGAAGGAACGCAACGGUCCAGGUUCGCCCAGCUCCCCGGCUAAGACACCAACGUCUACCACAUCAAAGGGCGAGAAGACAGGCGCCUCUCGUCCGCCUAGCGCAACACCAUCGAACAAAUCGUCCAAAUCACGUUCAACAUCACGAAAUCGUUUGCUAUUGAAGACUCCCGAACCGGAGCCAACAAAAAAAGUACCAAUGAAUAAAAUACAGGUCGGUCAUGCUCCUUCACCCAAUCUCAAAGCCGUGCGUUCCAAAAUUGGUUCGUUGGAUAAUGCCGGUUACAAACCAGGUGGCGGUAAUGUGAAAAUCGAGAGUAAGAAGAUCGAAAUAAAGGCCGCGCCCAGAAUUGAGGCGAAAAAUGACAAGUAUACGCCACGUGGGGGAGAAAAGAAGAUAAUUUCGACAAAGCUACAAUGGAAUGCCAAGUCGAAAAUUGGCUCCUUGGAGAAUGCCAAUCACAAGCCGGGUGGUGGCGAUAAGAAGAUCGAAACGAUUAAGACGGACUUCAAAGACAAAGCCAAACCGAAAGUCGGUUCGAAGGAUAAUGUUAAGCACGCUCCGGGUGGUGGUGAUAUUAAGAAUUCGCAAAUCUUGAAGGAAAGCACAACCGCCAAGGAUAUACAAACUCAAAAGGUAGAACUUAAGGCACAAAGCAAAGUGGGCUCUUUGGAUAACAUUAAGCACAAGCCCGGUGGUGGGGAGCGUAAGAUUUUCGAUGAUAAGGACUAUCUGAAAAAUGUUGAGCAUACAGUUGCACUGACACCACCGACACAGAGUCCACAACCAUCCAUGACGACUUCAACAACUGGUGCCGAUGAAAAUUUAAAUCAGCAGAGUUAAGCAAAUUAAGCACGAAAAAUAAUAAAUAGCAAAAAACAAAAACAAAAACAGAUAUCAGCAAUUUAAAACAAAAAUAAACCUUAAAUACAUACAUAUUUACAAAGUAAUAAAAAAAGAAGAACAAGAAAUACAUAAAAAACAAACAAAAAACAAAAACAAAACAUACUUCAUUAAAGCAUUAUUAUUAGCGUUAAUUGCAUACGAUUGCAUACAUAUUUAUUAAAACAAAAAAAAAUUCAAAAAAAAAAAUAAUAAAAUUUUUGAAGUAAAAAAUUCAAAAUUACGUGUAUACAUACCAAUGAGCAACACUGUAAUUGUUGAGAUUGUAUUAUCUAUCACCAGUCACAAAAUAUGUAAAAUUACUGUAAUGUAUUUGGAAAAAAGAACAGUUAUUAAUCGUAAAAAAUCGGUGUGCAUUUGAAAUGUAGCAAACAAUUUGCAAAUAAUAAAACAUUUUUCACAAAUUUCACGUUUUUUCACUUACGAAUUAUUUGAAUUCAAAAUAUUAGUAUAUAUUUGUAUAUUUUACACCAAGCGUAGUUAUUUUGUUGAAUAUUUGCUUAGACACCUUAAGUUAAGCCGCAAAGCCUUGAGUUUUACAUAAUUCAACGCGUCAUACAUACAUUUAACAUAUAGCCGAGCAUUUUUCCUUCAAUUGAUUACAGUUAUAAGCGCGCUUUUAUGAUUUAAAGAGUUCUUGCUACGAAAGCUUUUCAUAAAACCAUUAUUUAGUAGGGCUCAGGAAGACCUCGAAACUCUCACGAACUUCCGCUUUAGUUAGCUUCAACCCAAGCUAGAAUAGCUGGUAUUAGAAAAAAAAAUAUUUUAUAUUACCCCGUUGCAUUUCUAGAAUAAUAUUUCUUGCUUAUUUUCUUUGUACUCGUAUUGGAUCAAAGCCGGAAAAUUGAGAUACGUAAAACCUGUCUAAGCUGGACACCUACACUGUUCAGCACUUUUUGUCCAAGUUACGCGAGUGUCCAUGUUAUGAAGGAAUUAUUGUUUGUGCUACAUUAUGUUGGUACAGAACAUUUUGUCCAAUUUGAGCGAGUGUGCAAAUUAUAAGGGAGUCCAACUUUACAGGUUUUACGUAUAAGUAAAAAUAAUAUUUGUCCGUUUUGUCGAAGUUAGCCUCCAAUAUCGAAAUACAUAUUUUCGAAUUUCAAAAAGGUCUCUAACAUUUUUCGAUCACAUUUUCAUGACAGAUGAUAUAAGGGAUCCAAGUCAGAUCUUAGAAAAAAAUAAAAAAAAAAACAAUACUGAGCCAAUUUAGGUUAGGUUACGCGGCAGAUCUCCGCAACUGCAGAGAAUCUCACUUAGACAGAUUCGACUGUCCUUUGUGAAAGCCGGAUACUCCUGACGAUUUCUAAGAUCCUUAGAAUACUACAGCGCGUGGAAUCUAUAUAAUGUUCUUAAGUCGGCUAAUGUCGAUUCCAGUCACUUCACUAGGUUCGCUGAAGAUGUGCCUACCGAGGUGCUUUAACCUAAGUCUGGCGAUUGCUGGACAUUGAACAAGGAAAUGCUUGGAUGAUUCCUCUUUGCCUUCCUCCAAACAGCUUUGGCAACUAGCGUCUGACUUGAUUCCAAGCCUCAGUAAGGACACCAAUGAUUGCCGAGGGAUGAGCCUUACUAAGCGACAGCAGCUGGCCAAUAUAAUCUGCGCUUAAUUUAAAAAUACUUGAUUGCAUAUUGAUUCGACAUCUUAAGUAGAGAGAAAGGCCGCUUUGUCACAAUCAUACCAACAUUUUGGCCAAAUUGUGCCAGGAUUUUUCGAAGAUUCAAUUUUGUUCGAAAAAUGAAAUAAAAGGAAAAGGUAGAUUUUUGUAACAAAUACUUCGAUUUUGGAGGUUAACUGCUAGCAAUGGAGACAUUUUUUUUACUUGUGACUCAAUUUCUCAAAAAAACAACUUUGGUUUGGUCCAAUAGGGCCAGAUAGGGAGGUAACAUCUUCUCGCCUCUCCGCCGAAUAUAUGGUUAAAUUUUUUUCGAAGCAUUCUCACGUCAGGUUAACAUGAUCUUGAGCACCAUCAUAAUAUAUUCUAUACUGUUUUGAAAUAUGAGUUAUUUCGAAAAGUUCUAGGUCUGAGAUAAUUUUUUAUUGUUGAAAAUUAUUUAAAUCCUGAAAAUAUUUACAUCUCCCUUAUACGCUCAUACAGCAUAACAUAUUAUCCAUAUAAAAUCUUAGGCAGAAAGCUACUAUUUACCAAAAAAAAAAAAAAGAAAAAUAUCUAUGUAUGUGAAUGAACUGUUAUGUAGUAGUCUAUAUUAAAGAAAUCUAAAUAUUAUAUAUAUUUACAAAUGUAUACACUUGAAUAACUGUUACACCUAUAUACAUAUACCUAUACAACACAAACAUACUCGUACAUGCCCUGUAGGGAAAUACAGCUGGUAUGUUUAAAUAUCAAUAAUAAUUAAAUGUUGUAAAUGUUGGAGAGUAAUAUUUUUGAAGACAUAUCAAAAGCGGCGUAUUAAAAAAAAUGUGAAAAAACUUUGAUUUUUCAAGAAAAAUUAUUUUUGACAAUUUCUGAUUUUUUUAUUAUUUAUUAUUUAAAUUAAUGCGUUAAAACAUUUGAAUAUAUUAAGUAGUUUCAAAUUUCAACUUUAGAAUUUCCUUGCAGGGCUUCAAUGAUACCAACAACAUAGACACAGUUAAUAAUACUAUAGCAAGUAGUAUUGCUUUCAAACCACCAAAAGUAAUUCAAUCACAUACAUUUACACUCUGAUACAAUUUAAUGGACCCAAGAUUCUGAAUAAUCGUCUUUAAAGACCAACUCAAAGACCAGUGUAAUAGUUUUGCAGUAUAUAAUUUUGGACAUAGUGAAGUCUUGAGAAAGUAGUAAUGAAAACGAUGAGAAAAGGAUCUGAAAUUUUCGGUUUUACUACCAACUCAGCUUUGCAAUGUACUUCGCUAUGUUAUCAACCUUAUAUAUAAAUCAGUUCUCAAAAGAUUGUCAUUUUGUCAUACAUUUUUGCACUCAAAUAGGGAAACUACAUAAAUAACCUAGAAAUAUUUGAAUCAAAUAAUCAAAUUAUGCUGAAAGAGUCCCGAUAGGAAAUUGUAAUUAAAUUAUAAAGAAUUAUCAAACAUAAUUUUUCCAGUACAUUCUUCACACACGCGCCUUUGCCAUUAGUAAGUUUAAACCAGUAUAAUUUUUUUUU
Molecule: messenger RNA, 4896 nt
Organism: Zeugodacus cucurbitae (melon fly)
Lineage: Eukaryota; Metazoa; Arthropoda; Insecta; Diptera; Tephritidae
Gene: tau
Product: microtubule-associated protein tau
Exons: 9
Coding region: 16-1740 (574 amino acids)
Biological process (GO): microtubule cytoskeleton organization; neuron projection development
Cellular component (GO): neuron projection
Molecular function (GO): microtubule binding
Source: RefSeq, a predicted model, not a curated record